CACACGAGCUUUGCAGUGGCACGUACGUAGCAGGCGCCAUUCGUGCCCACACGCGCUUACAGUAAGCGCAAAACAAAGAAACAAUGACCGCCUGAACCCUCGACGACAAUGCUACCGCGUCACGCCCUGCGCGUGGCUUCGACUGCAGCGAUGCGCACUGCAGCCAGGCGUGCCGCACGCGUUUCACGCGUGGCAACGACGCCGACGCCGCGGCAGGCCGCGGUGAUGAUGCCGCACCGCCGCAGCAGCAGUACAACAAACACACCGUCGUCCGCAAGGGUAGCAGCGCGCGUCGCGAGAAUAGCGGGCGAGUUAGGUUUACUACAGCUACGGAAAGCUAGAGGCGUCGACGUCGCGAUUCGCUCUGUCAAAUUCAGACGGGCCUUCGUGCGAUUAGGACCGGCCUUCGUGAAGAUCGGCCAGGCCCUGGCGACGCGACGAGACGUGUUACCGCCCGAGCUGUGCGACGAGUUGUCGAGGCUGCAAGACGACAUCGACCCUUCACUGAGUGGAGCGGAAGCAGUUCGAGUGAUCGAGCACGACCUGGAGAAACCCAUCGGCGAGUUGUUCGAGGGGCUAGAUGCAUCGUCGGUGCCGGUGGCGUCCGCGUCACUAGGCCAGGUGUAUCGGGCCCGGCUGUUGACGGGCGAAGAGGUUGCGGUGAAGGUGCAGAGGGACGACGUCCUCGAGACACUGGCGAUCGAUGCGGUGGCCGUGCGAUCGUUCGUAGCCAUGAUUUCACAGUUAUUCAAUACUGAAACCGACUUCGCCGCCAUAGCAGAUGAGAUCGUGGGACGUAUAGGGGAUGAGCUGGACUACGCGCGGGAGGCUCGGGACUGCGAGGCCUUUGCGCGCUUGUACAAGAAUGAGGACGUCUGCGUGCCUCGCGUGUUCCAGGAGUUCUGCGGUCCUAGAGUGCUGACACUCUCCUAUUUGCCAGGAACGAAGCUCGACGAGUGGGGCCGCUCCGGACCCUCGCCAGCCCAAAAGAAGCGCAUCAUCGAGGAGGGCGUCAAGUGCACCGCGCGGCAGUUCUUCGAGGUCGGCUUCUUCCACGCCGAUCCUCAUCCAGGAAACUUACUGGUAGAUAGUGAGAAUCGCUUGGCCUACCUCGACUUCGGCAAGAUGGACCGGCUUGAGGAUGAUGAUCGCUUCGCGCUGAUGUCUGUUGUUGUUCAUUUCGCGAACCGGGACGCGGGUGGGUUGGCGCGGGACUUUCGCGGGUUGGGCUUUGUGGAUGACACGGACCAUGCGGAAAGAUCGCUGAAAACAGCCUUAGAAACAGCUCUGAGCGAACCUAGAACCAUGUUCGGUGGUAAAGCGAUGUCCUUCUCGGGCGUGAUUGCGUUCUUGCGGGCGGCGCUGCCCGCCGACUCUUCGGAGAAUGUCAGGUUCGCGCUGCCGCCGCGCUUCGCGUCGGUCGUGCGGGCUCUAGGUGCGUUGGAAGGAGCCGUGCUGGCCGUGGAUCCGGAGUUUGAGGUCGUCACGGCGGCGUAUCCUCAUGUCGCUCGAGCUUUGUUGGCUGAUCGUGAUGCUCGAGCGCGGCAGGCUUUGCGCAGAUUAGUGCUAGAUAGGCAUGGCCGGGUGCGCUGGCGGCGAUUGGAGGCCCUGGGCAAGUCCGCUUUCAGUGCUUCUGACGUGGGGUCCAUGGAUUCCAUCAUAGUCGCUCUCGGUGGCCGGGACGCCGUCGCCGGUGUUCUGACGGACGCGUGCGACUAUGUUUGUAGCGACGCCGGGGCUCGUACUCGCGCAGCAUUGGUGGACGACGCCGAGGCGUGGUUCACUUCGUCCUCUGAGUCCCCAAACAAUAAUGCGUGGCGCGUUCUCAUGGACGCGCCGGAGCUCGUCGCGCCCGUCGCGGCGCGCGCGGCGGCGUCGCACGAGGCGCGGCGCUCGCUGGGCUUGCUGGCGGGGCGGCUGCGGGCGCGGCACGGCUGGCGCGCGCCGGCUUCUUUGUUGGAGGCGGCUUCGCGCGCGCUGGGGGAGGCGAUGGAUGGCGACGAGGAGUAG
Molecule: messenger RNA, 2010 nt
Organism: Pelagomonas calceolata
Lineage: Eukaryota; Pelagophyceae; Pelagomonadales; Pelagomonadaceae
Source: the annotation of a GenBank genome assembly